Podospora bellae-mahoneyi is the source of this 1529-nucleotide messenger RNA. It is a transcript of the gene rio2, whose product is annotated as Serine/threonine-protein kinase rio2. Gene Ontology annotation, cellular component: nucleus; preribosome, small subunit precursor; cytosol. The coding region runs from base 249 to 1490 and encodes 413 amino acids. Gene Ontology annotation, molecular function: ATP binding; protein serine/threonine kinase activity. Gene Ontology annotation, biological process: maturation of SSU-rRNA; protein phosphorylation. Lineage: Eukaryota; Fungi; Ascomycota; Sordariomycetes; Sordariales; Podosporaceae. The record is from RefSeq and is a predicted model, not a curated record. The transcript is spliced from 2 exons.
CGUCAAACCCUCGUGCCCAGGCGGGGCUGUUCUGGGUUCAUAUCUAAUCUUAUCAAAGAUCUUAUCGCUCAUGACGGGCCAUGAAUUUUUGGUGGGCACAGCGCAAUGCAAAUGGAGGGGCACUGACAGACAUUACUGAAGGGAAUCCGGCGCGCAUUUGAUAUCCCACCCUGGCCUUUGAACUCAUCCUAGGAAACUACUGCUUCACAAUACAGCCUUUAUAAGGUGAUAUCAGGCAAGUGGCAAUCAUGAAGUUGGACACACGGGCUAUGCGCCAUCUGACGGCGGAGGACUGGAAGGUCCUCGCAGCUGUCGAACAAGGCUCCAAAAACCACGAACUCGUCCCCGUCCCCAUCAUCGAGCGCUUCUCCCGCCUCAAAGGCGGCUCCUCCCUCGUCUCCAAAUGCAUCUCCACCCUCGCCAAAACCUCCCUCAUCGCCAAGAUGAAAGAAGCCAAAUACGACGGCUACCGCCUCACUUACGGCGGCCUAGACUACCUAGCCCUCCACACCCACUCCCAAAAAAAGCACAUCUACUCCGUCGGCACCCGCGUAGGCGUCGGCAAAGAAUCCGACAUCAUGCUCGUAGCCGACCACACCGGCGCUCAGCAAAUCCUCAAAAUCCACCGCCUCGGCCGCAUCUCCUUCCGCACCGUAAAAACCAAUAGAGACUACCUCAAAAAGAACGCCUCCGGCUCCUGGAUGUACCUCUCCACCCUCGCCGCCCGCAAAGAAUACGCUUUCCUCUCCGCCCUCCACUCCGCCGGCAUCCCCGUGCCCACCCCCAUCGCCCACUCCCGCCACACAAUCGUCAUGUCUCUCGUCGACGCGCCCCCCCUCCGCCAAAUCUCCUCCGUCCCCGACCCGGCAGCCCUCUACGCCUCGCUCAUAGAACUCUACCUCCGCCUGGCUAAGCACGGCCUCAUCCACGGCGACUACAACGAGUUCAACAUCCUCAUCCGGGAAGACAUCUCCAUCAACCCGGAAACGGGAACCGAAAAAAUCACGCUUGUCCCUGUCGUCAUCGACUUUCCGCAGAUGAUAUCUAUGGAGCAUGUGAAUGCGGAAAUGUACUUUGACCGCGACAUCAACUGCAUCAAGAUCUUUUUCGAGCGCCGAUUUCACUUCAAGCCCACCACUCCGGGCCCUUUUUACAAGGAUGUCAAAAAGACGGUUGGAAGAGACGGGUUUGAGAGGUUAGACGCCACGCUGGAGGCGUCGGGUAUCACAAAGAAGAUGGCCAAGGACCUCGAGGCGGCUAUCAGGCAGCACGAGGAGGAGAAGCUGCAGAAUCCAGAGGCGUUCGAGCCAUCAGAGGACGAGGAAGAUGAUGACGAGGAUGAGGACGAAGAAGAGAAGGAGGGAGAAGAGGCGAACACAGAUGAGAAAGAGAAGGAAGAACAACCAUCAAUAGUCAUCGGGUUUCAAUCUCCGUCAGAAUCAGGAGCUGAACAAGGGAUGGAGAAACUGAGCAUAAAUAACAAGAUGUAAGGGUAAUCCCCCAAAAAUAAAAAAUGAGAAAACCCCCAA